Messenger RNA from Guillardia theta CCMP2712, 1554 nucleotides. RefSeq lists its product as hypothetical. The coding region runs from base 1 to 1554 and encodes 517 amino acids. The record is from RefSeq and is a predicted model, not a curated record. Lineage: Eukaryota; Cryptophyceae; Pyrenomonadales; Geminigeraceae. Gene Ontology annotation, molecular function: NAD+ poly-ADP-ribosyltransferase activity. The transcript has 17 exons.
AUGACGGUGCAAGUCAGUGUAGACCUCACGUCGGGCAAUGCUGUAGACAUGUCAGCAACUUUGCUUGACACCUACAUCUUCUCCGAGGUGCUCGACGAUGGCCGAAUGAGGCGCAUAUGGGCGGACGGGAUUUACUGGGAGGGCACGGAGGAGGGUCGCCCACUGACCGGGGAAGGAGCGAUGCACUUCCAGUCAGGGCCAACGGUGACGGGACGGUUCAAGGACGGCGUCUUGCAAGGGAGCGGGAUGACGCAAUGGCCCGACGGCUCUUACUAUCAUGGGGAGAUGAAGGACAACAAGCGGCAUGGCUACGGGACGUACGAGUGGGCAGACGGAACGAAAUACGAGGGAGAGUACAAGGACGACCUUCGCAACGGGCAAGGGCACUGCCAGGCGUCCGACUAUGAAUAUUGGGGGAGCUGGAAAGAUGACAUGAUGGAAGGCGAGGGGAUCUACGAAUGCCUGGACGAGCAGAAGAACGUCUUUCGCAUCUUUGAAGGGAGAUUUGAGAAGCACGUGCCGGUCUCUGGCACAUUAUACACCAACGACGGGGAGGUGCACGAGGUGUGCUACGACGGGAAGACGCAAGUGACCGACCACCCUUGGCUGUGGAAGUCGAAGACGGAGGACGUGGACCUCCUCAAGCAGCUCCCGAACGAGAGCGAGGAGUAUCGAAUGGUGUCGAGCCUCUUCCACACGUCUAUCCGCGGGAGCGGGCCCAAGAUCGUGCGCAUCAGCCGUAUAGAGAACCCCGGCCUCCGCCAGCUCUUUGAGAUCCAGAGAAACCGGAUUCGCAACGAGGUACUCAAGCGAGGGAUGGAGUGGAACCCCUCGACUAUGGAGCGCUGGGCCUUCCACGGCACGGGAUCAGGGAGCGGGUCUGGAGAAAAUCCCGGAUCAGCCAUCAUGAACGAGGGGUUCCUGGUCACCCUUGCAGGGUCAAGGAACGGCAUGGCGUUUGGUGCGGGCGCUUACUUUGCGAGAGACGCGAGGUUAGACUGCCUGCUGCUCGGCGGCAAGGACGGGGGACGUUACUCGCUGCGCUACUGCCAUUCUGAUCCUUCGAAUCCUCACGAGCAGUCAAUGUUGCUCGCUCGGCGCCUUGACCGCAAAGAACCUCUGAAGAUUGUGGUCGGGCGAUACACGGAAGGACAAUCCAGCUACCGCGCGCCUCCUCUGGACCCGAGCGGCAGUGCUGGGCAGCACUUUCACAGCAUGGUCGACAACAGCAGCAACCCCGGCAUCUUCGUCAUCUCGCACAGCGCCAGCGCGUAUCCUGCAUACAAGAUCGACUUCGCCACCGGCAAAGGGUCGGGGAAAGACGUGCGUUCUUCUCGGGUACGGGUCUCCCAGCAGCGCUUCAGCCCGCUCAAGUCUCUCAUCGCAGCCGAGAGACUCUCCGCGCUAAGGAGUGCAAGUGACUCUGACGACUUCAACUUGGAAGAGGAGCCGACGAGGAAGUCGCUUGUACGGCGCCCGCUCAGCGGGCGCAAGCGGGCGCGGGAGGACCAGCUGACCUCUCACAUCAAUGUGAUCGACCUCACCGGCGAUUGA